Messenger RNA from Lodderomyces elongisporus, 3234 nucleotides. RefSeq names its product ubiquitin-ubiquitin ligase (gene HUL5). Gene Ontology annotation, biological process: ubiquitin-dependent protein catabolic process; protein polyubiquitination. Gene Ontology annotation, molecular function: ubiquitin protein ligase activity. The coding region runs from base 1 to 3234 and encodes 1077 amino acids. Lineage: Eukaryota; Fungi; Ascomycota; Pichiomycetes; Serinales; Debaryomycetaceae. The transcript has a single exon. The record is from RefSeq and is a predicted model, not a curated record.
AUGAUCAACUUUUCAGGACAAACAAGAAAAAGAACGGUUAACUUGGGUGAUCGAAAAGGGUUUCGCAGCGACAAUAAUUUCUUGCAACAGUCCAUCCAGCAACGUAAAGAACGAGAGGAACAACGACGGAAGGAGAAAGCAGCAAUAGUCAUUCAACGAAAAAUUGUGGAGUACUUAAACACCAGUAAACAAGCUUGGGGUAAACUAAUUGAAUGGAAAGAAUCUGCGACACUACUACAAAGGAGGACAGAAAGUCUAGAUGUGUUUGACUCUUACCAAUCUACUGAGCUUAUAAAACCGAUCAAUGAAUGGCUAGACGAGGGUAUACGUCUUGUUCGAUGGUUUUCCAAAAAAGCAUUUAACCCAAUGGCAUUGCUGGAACUUUUACUUACUUUACAAUCAAGUAAACAAUUAGUUGAGCUUAGUGGUUUGUCCAACCUGUUCAAUCAGUCGACUUUAAACUUGAAUCUAACGAUGGGGGGAAGGAUACAAAACCUUAUUGCAGUGUUAUCACCCAUACUUUGCAACAAAAGACUGUCAAGAGAAUUAGAAUUGACCACAUUUAAUGUAAUAGUCAACAUCCAAGCCAAUGAGAUAGUGUACAGCGAUGUACAACUAACAUCUUUGAUUAGUUGGCUUGGAUCAUAUCAGGAAAAAGGUGAAAAUAAAAUUGCGUUACCAGAAAAAGUAGUUGAGCAGGCCAUGGAUAUGGUGUACAGAAUUGGACUUGGUGGCACAGGGAGAAAUUUUGAGCAUAAGAACCUGGUAUCACUUUUGUUGGCACUUUCAUUGGCAUAUAAUCAACCUAACCUAAAUUAUUUACACACUUUAAGAGAAAACGCAAAAUAUUGCAACGCCGAUAUGUUUCACAAGCUACAAAAUAGCAUUCCAAAUGAAAAACUCCCUUUUAUGUUGAUCAAUUAUUUGAUAAUUCAUGGAGACGAGGAGUUUGUUGUUCAAGAUUACAUCAUUAUUAGUCUUUUGCUUCGUUAUUUUAAUGGCGCUGUUUGCGAUGACAACGAGAUAUUUGGUGUUGGAGAAGACGAUGAUUUGGAGAAACCCAACGAAAAACAUUCUGCAGUGAUUGUUAACAAAAAGCAACUUGAAGUGUUGAGAAUACUAUAUACUAGAAAUUUUUUACAGGGAGUGUUUCAUUUUUUCAAAUUCAAUGAUAAAAGAGAUAAAGAACAUAAUUUGCAAAAAAUGCAAACGCAAACGCAAACGCAAGAACACACACAAGAAAACGAUUCUGAAUAUGAUACUUCUUUUUUGACAGAGGAUCGAUUGGUACAGGAUAUGAGUAUAUGCAUUCUCUCAAGGCUUGUGACAUUGCGCCCUCAAUGGAAACUGUUGGUUUUCAAUCAAAUCUGCGCUACAAAUUCUGUACACCUAAUACAUUGCCAAUUGAGAAAAAAUAGCUCGUUUAACCAGAUUGAGCAGGACUCUUCUUCUGAAUUGAUUCCUCGAGAAAAACUUCAACAAUCUUUUGCAACAGCAGAACUUUGGGAAGGGAUUGCAUUAUACCAUGAGGUCAUUUCUUAUUGGCUACUCAUUUCGCUUGAUCAUGAGAUAUUUAGAGAAGUUGAUACGAAACAACUUUUGAGCGUUGCUCAAUUCACCAAAAGAGUUGUUUUGACAUUGUUAUACAACGAGGAUCUACAAAGUGAAGCUGUGAACUUGAAGAACGUUUGCUUAAGAUUGCUAAACCAGUUAUACGUUAAAAAUUUGCGGGUAAAUUUUCUCCCUGAUGAUUUUUGGACUUUAAAGCAAAUACAUAUUGAUGUGGACAAGAUAAAUAUGCAUAUACUUGCCGAUCUGUUAUCCAAAACGCUUUACGAUGAUGAGGAUGACAUAGACGAGGAAAAUUUGACAUGGAGGAAAAAACCUGAGAAUAAUCCAUCACUGGUGUAUGCUGCACUUGAGAUCUUGAAACACGCACCCUACUUUAUUGCAUUUCGAGAUAGAGUAAAAAUCUUUCAAGAAUUAAUUGAGCAUGAUCGAGAGAUGAAUUUUUCUGCUUCCCGAUUUGACCAGGAGGGUUUAGCAGGAAAUAUUCGUCGUGAACAUGUUUUAGAAGAUGCGUUUGCAGCCUUUGCAUCAACUGGCUCUCAAUUUAAGCAACGUAUUAGAGUUCACUAUGUCAAUCAGCAUGGACCAGAAGCCGGCAUAGAUGGUGGAGGAAUUACAAAGGAAUUGCUCACUGGUGUAACAACCGAAGGAUUUGACCCCGAAAAUGGCCUCUUUCAAGAAUCCUCCGAUCAUCGAAUAUACCCAACAACUGAUUUGGGGAAUACUUCUAGCCAAAUCUUUAUAACUGGUACUGGCACGGGUACUGAAGUUGGAAGUGGAAGUGGAAGCAGAAGUGGAAGUGGAAGUGGAAGUGGAAGUGAAAGUGACUUUGAGCUCAUGAAGUUGAAGCUUGACUACUUGAGGUUCAUGGGAAUGUGCGUUGGUAAAUGUAUGUACGAAGGCAUUCUUAUUGAUGCUUCCUUUGCUCCAUUCUUUUUAAACAAAUGGUGCCACGACUCGUUUAAAAACACAGUGGAUGAUCUCAAAUAUAUGGACGUUGAAUUGUAUAACAACACCAUAAAGCUUUUGGAUAUGAGCUCUACCGAGCUUGAUGCUUUGGAUUUAACAUUUUUCAUCAAUGAAAGAAUAUCGGGCAACACCAAAAUUGUGCAAUACGAUUUAUUACCCAACGGAAGCAAAAUCAAAGUGGACAGGUCAAAUGUUCACUUGUACAAUCACAAGUUUGCCGAUUUUAAACUAAACAAAUCGUUAGCACAACAGACAAAGCAUUUUUUGUCCGGCGUUCAAAGCAUAAUUCCCCUCCGUUGGCUUACCCUAUUUGAUUACCAUGAGUUGCAAAUGUUGAUCUCGGGAGGUGAAAAGGCGAUAGAUGUAGACGAUUGGAGGAGAAAUGCUGUUACUAAUGGGUUUGAGUUUGAUGAUACAACAUUGAACAUUUUUUGGGAAGUAGUUGCAGAAAUGUCGAGUGAAGAGAGAAGGAAAUUAUUAGCAUUUGUCACAUCGAGUCCUCGUCCUCCAUUGCUUGGGUUUGAUCAACUCAAUCCUAAAUUUGGAAUACAGAACAAAGGCGCCGAACUCAACGUCUUGCCAAGUGCUGCUACAUGCGUAAACUUGUUGAAAUUACCAGACUAUAGAGAUAAAAAUGUUUUAAAGGAGAAGCUUCUUUAUGCAAUUAAUUCAGCAGCGGGAUUUGAUUUAAGUUAA